Molecule: messenger RNA, 549 nt
Organism: Enterospora canceri
Lineage: Eukaryota; Fungi; Microsporidia; Enterocytozoonidae
Source: the annotation of a GenBank genome assembly
AUGCAGAAUUUAAACAAACAAAACAACGGAUUGGACGAGAUGCUGGCCAUUUUGGAGGAGAAGCUGGUGGAACAGCAGGAGAGAGGCGGCGUAAUGCUGGAAAACAGCAGCAAGAUAUUCUCUAUGACGAAUGGGGCUGGGACUGGUAAAUUUGGAUUGUUGGAUUUUGGGGGUGAUUUAAGCUUAAAUGGCAAGGACAAGGAGAGUCCGACGGAAUUGAGGAUCAAAGACAGGUUGCUACCCCUUGCAAAUGUGUCAAAAAUAAUGAAGGCAUCUGUGCCUGAGGUGGCGAAGAUAUCCAAGGAGGCCAAGGCACUCGUGCAGCAAUCGGCAUCUGAGUUCAUUGCGAUUGUGACAGCAAAGGCCAAGGACAUUGCAGCACAGGAAUCCAGGAAGGCAGUGAAUGGAGACGACCUGGUUCGUGCCAUGGAUGACCUGGAUCUAAGCUGCUUUUCUGAGAUAACUGCUAAGUAUUUUGAGCAGUACAAGAAGACAACUAACACGUAUGCGUCACUCUAUUUUGACCAGAAGAGGGAAUUUUAUAAGUGA